This is a messenger RNA of Medicago truncatula (barrel medic), 1695 nucleotides long. Its product is annotated as protein TOO MANY MOUTHS. Gene Ontology annotation, molecular function: protein binding. The record is from RefSeq and is a predicted model, not a curated record. The coding region runs from base 31 to 1530 and encodes 499 amino acids. The transcript has a single exon. NCBI's taxonomy places the organism in Eukaryota, Viridiplantae, Streptophyta, Magnoliopsida, Fabales, Fabaceae.
CACAACACACUUAAAAAUUCAAAAAAAAAUAUGACUGGUAGCAAUUGUCUCUUUACUCUACAUCUGAAUCAACAUCAACAACUACUAGUAGUAUGUUUUACUAUAUUGUUGUUUUUGUCGGAUUUAGUAAUGCCUUACACGGUUGAAAUUUCUGAUUCCAAUAGCUCCACCGUGCCUUCAGGUUCCACACCACUAAUAGAUGGCAUUUCACCUAAACAAGAUAAUGCAAGAACCGAUCCCCGCGAGCAACAUGCAGUUUACGACAUCAUGAGAGCCACUGGCAACGAUUGGGCCACCGACAUCCCUGACGUUUGUCGUGGUCGGUGGCAUGGCAUCGAAUGCAUGCCCGAUAAAGACAAUGUGUACCACAUUGUCUCCCUCUCCUUCGGUGCUCUCUCAGACGACACGGCUUUUCCUACGUGCGAUCCCACGAGUUCCACCAUUUCACCCUCCAUCCUAAACCUCCCUCAUCUCAAAACCCUCUUCUUUUACCGUUGUUUUAGUUACAAUCCUCACCCUAUACCAUCUUUCUUGGGCCGAUUGGGCCCUUCAUUGCAAACUCUAGUCUUAAGAGAAAAUGGUCAUAUAGGCCGAAUUCCUAAUGAAUUGGGUAAUCUCACCUGUCUUAAGGUCCUUGAUCUUCAUAAAAACAAUCUCAAUGGUUCCAUACCGGUUUCAUUGAACCGGAUAACCGGUCUAAAGUCGUUGGACUUGAGUGUUAACAAGUUAACUGGUCCCAUACCCAACCUGACUUUCUUGAACUUAAAUGUAUUGGACUUGAACCAGAAUCGUCUAACAGAUUCAAUCCCUUCUACUCUUUGGGAAUGUCAAUCUCUUAUUAAAUUGGACUUGAGUCGAAACAGGCUCUCAGGCCCAAUUCCAGAUAAACUAAUGGGCCUAAAAGACCUUAUGCUUAUGGACUUGAGUUUCAACUGUAUUCAAGGCCCGUUUCCAAAGUCCCUAAAAAGCCUGAGUUCUCUUCAGGCCUUGAUGCUCAAAGGAAACCCAAUGGGCUCAACAAUAUUACCCAACAAUGGGUUCGACGGCAUGAAAGAUUUAACGAUUUUAGUUAUGUCGAAUAUGAAUUUGCUCGGCCCAAUACCGGAAUCGUUAGGUAAAUUACCAAACCUUCGCGUACUUCACCUUGAUGGGAACCACUUCAAUGGUUCGAUCCCGAAAAGCUUUCGAGAUUUGAGAAGCUUGAGUGAACUGAGGCUGAAUGAUAAUGGGCUAACUGGACCUGUUCCAUUUGAAAGGGAAAUGGUUUGGAGGAUGAAAAGAAAGUUAAGGCUUAAUAACAAUUCAGGGCUUUGUUAUGAUGCAAGUAGUGGUCUUGGAGAUAGUGUGGACUCUGAUCUUGGUAUUGGUUUGUGUGAGAGUUCAAGUCCAGGUUCGGUUAGGACAGUGCAACAUGUUUCAGACAGGGAAAAGCCUGCAUUAUUAGAUUAUGUUCCAAUCUCAUCGGAUGCUACACUUACAAGGUCAUUGAGACUAGUUACUUUUGUACUCUUUGCUUUAAUUUUCUUGUAAGUAAAGUAUAUUCAUUAUAAUAGCAUAGGAAAAGAAUCUAAGAAAGACCUUGUAAUGUUAAUUAUUAGCAAUAUCAGUGUUUUAGAUACAAUAAUGUCUCAUAAAUAAGAUGAUUACUAGUUGUACUCUAUGAUAUAAUUAUGUGCAGGGAUUACUUGUUCUAAA